GCCCGGCGCCCAUCGCCAUGGCUAUCAAGACAGAGCUGCGGGUCGCACAGCCUCCCCCACUAGCGCCCGUACAACCAGUGGCAGUGAGCGCAGCGGCGUUUGACUUCGACGUGGAGAAGCAGCUGCUGUCUGAGGCGUCGGCACUGCGCCAGCGCACCAGCGUGGCUGUGAAGCGCGAGGUGGACCCACGGGCCAGCAAGUACAUACAAAUGGGCAUGAACAGAGAGGCAGUCAUCAUGGCACUCACCAUGCACGGCGACUCGCACUCACAGGUGGUGGAUUUCUGCAAUGCAUACAUGUUGCUAAGAGAGAUGGGUUUUGACCCGGUGGCUGUGGCGGGCUGUCUGGCUCUCUGUGGCAACGACCGCGACCGGGCGCUGCAGCUGCUAGUCGCCUGA
This is a messenger RNA of Closterium sp. NIES-65, 398 nucleotides long. NCBI's taxonomy places the organism in Eukaryota, Viridiplantae, Streptophyta, Zygnematophyceae, Desmidiales, Closteriaceae. The record is from the annotation of a GenBank genome assembly.